AUGGAAAUAAGGAAGUUUCUGGCAAUUGUAGUCCAUAUGUGUGUAAGUGUGAGGCCAUGUAUACGAGAGCACUGGUCCAAGAACACUGUUGUGUCAUGUAAUUUCUGUCCAAACAUCUUGAGCCGUGACAGAUUUCUUUCUAUUUUGAGAAACUUCCACAUUAGUGAUAAUGCCUUAGCUAAGAGGAAAGGAGAAACUGGCUAUGACCCACUGCACAAGGUGACACCCCUCCUAGAUAAUGUGUGUGCCAAUUUCCAGCAUGCAUAUACACCAUCUCAAAACAUUACAAUGGAUGAAGGCAUGUGUAAAUUUUGA
Molecule: messenger RNA, 315 nt
Organism: Schistocerca americana (American grasshopper)
Lineage: Eukaryota; Metazoa; Arthropoda; Insecta; Orthoptera; Acrididae
Exons: 1
Coding region: 1-315 (104 amino acids)
Source: RefSeq, a predicted model, not a curated record